Molecule: messenger RNA, 6470 nt
Organism: Gadus morhua (Atlantic cod)
Lineage: Eukaryota; Metazoa; Chordata; Actinopteri; Gadiformes; Gadidae
Product: glutamate receptor 2
Exons: 20
Coding region: 312-2999 (895 amino acids)
Biological process (GO): monoatomic ion transport
Cellular component (GO): membrane
Molecular function (GO): signaling receptor activity; ligand-gated monoatomic ion channel activity
Source: RefSeq, a predicted model, not a curated record
GACUAUGGGGCGUAUUGCGAGUACCUCUACGAUGCACAACUGUCGGCAAAUCCCGGUCUUGUGUCGUGCUUCUUCGUCUGCAAGUGGCUCAUUAGUAUUCCUGUAGCGUCCUUGAGACCCACCCCCAGCACCACUGUCAAACAGCGGCAGGGUGCGCACGGUGGAGGAGAGAAGUGAUCCAGGUAUCUGCAGGGCUCCACUUAGAUCUUGUCACGGGACCAAAACCCUCGGCUGUAACUGCUGUUUUUAAACGUGCCGGCCUGUGAAAUGGAGGCGAUUAUUCCUUAAGAAGAGCCAACCUGACGAGGAGGAUGAAGCCGCUGCUCUUGUUGAUGCUCUUGUGGCGCGGUGGGUUCUGCGGCUCCCCCAGCGUCCAGAUCGGUGGAUUAUUCCCAAGGGGGGCCGAUCAGGAGUACAGUGCAUUCAGAGUCGCUAUGGUCCAAUUUGGAACAACAGACUUCAGACUUACGCCACACAUCGACAAUUUGGAGGUGGCCAAUAGUUUUGCUGUCACUAACUGCUUUUGCUCCCAGUUCUCCCGAGGUGUCUAUGCCAUCUUUGGCUUCUACGACAAAAAGUCAGUGAACACCAUCACCUCGUUCUGCGAGACGCUCCACGUGUCCUUCAUCACUCCCUCGUUUCCUGUGGAAGGGAUGAACCAGUUUGUCCUCCAGAUGAGGCCGGAGAUAAAGGGGCCGCUGGUGUCCUUAGUGGAGUACUAUAAAUGGGAGAAGUUUGCCUAUCUCUAUGACAGCGAUAGAGGUUUGUCAACUCUUCAGGUGAUUCUGGAUACAGCAGCUGAGAAAAAAUGGGUUGUCACAGCGAUUAAUGUUGGAAACCUGAAAGAUGAGAGGAAAGAUGAGGCCUACCGCUCACUAUUUCAGGAUCUGGAAAUCCGUAAGGAACGGCGUAUUAUUCUGGACUGUGAACAAGACAAAGUUAAAGACAUCAUGGAACAGAUCAUCACCAUUGGCAAGCAUGUGAAAGGAUACCACUACAUUAUCGCUAACUUGGGGUUCGUAGACGGGGAUCUUUCUAAAAUCCAAUAUGGAGGGGCCAAUGUUUCAGGAUUUCAGAUUGUUGACUUUGACGAUCCUGUGGUGGCGAAGUUUGACCAGCGCUGGGAAGGCCUGGAAGAGAAGGAGUAUCCAGGGGCCGACACAAGGAUCAGGUACACUUCAGCGCUGACAUAUGACGCUGUCCAGGUGAUGACUGAGGCGUUCCGGUUUCUCCACAAACAAAGAAUAGAUAUGAGUCGCCGUGGAAACACAGGGGACUGUUUGGCAAAUCCGGCCGUUCCGUGGGCCCAGGGGGUUGAGAUCGAGCGUGCUCUAAAACAGGUGCGUGUAGAUGGUUUAACAGGGAAUAUUCAGUUCGACCAAUAUGGAAAAAGAGUCAACUACUCAGUCACCGUCAUGGAGCUGAAAAACAACGGGCCCAUCAAGAUUGGCUACUGGAAUGAGAUGGAUAAGAUGGUGGUGACCAAGUCCGACCUUUACCCUAAUGACACAAGUGGCAUGGAAAACAAGACCGUUAUUGUCACUACUAUACUGGAAGCCCCUUAUGUGAUGUUGAAGAAGAAUUCAGAGCUUUUUCAGGACAAUGACCGCUAUGAAGGCUACUGCGUUGACCUGGCUGCUGAAAUAGCAAAACACUGUGGAAUACGAUACCAGCUGAGGAUUGUGGGAGAUGGAAAGUACGGCGCAAGAGAUGCAGAGACUAAAAUCUGGAAUGGAAUGGUUGGAGAGCUGGUAUAUGGGAAAGCAGAUAUAGCAGUAGCUCCGUUGACCAUCACUCUGGUUCGGGAAGAAGUGAUUGAUUUUUCCAAGCCAUUCAUGUCUUUGGGGAUCUCCAUCAUGAUCAAAAAACCUCAGAAGUCCAAACCGGGGGUCUUCUCCUUCUUAGACCCCCUGGCGUAUGAGAUCUGGAUGUGCAUUGUGUUUGCCUACAUCGGAGUCAGUGUUGUACUCUUUUUGGUUUCUCGCUUCAGUCCAUACGAAUGGCAGCUUGAAGAGCCAGAGGAUGGGGCGUUGCCAUUGACAACGGAAUCAACCAACGAGUUUGGGAUCUUCAAUUCUCUGUGGUUCUCCUUGGGUGCAUUCAUGCGUCAAGGCUGUGACAUCUCACCAAGGUCUCUGUCAGGCCGUAUCGUGGGAGGUGUUUGGUGGUUUUUCACACUGAUAAUCAUCUCAUCCUACACUGCCAACCUCGCUGCCUUCCUCACUGUGGAGCGGAUGGUUUCACCUAUAGAAAGUGCCGAAGACCUGGCUAAACAAACCGAGAUAGCAUAUGGGACCUUAGACUCUGGGUCCACCAAGGAGUUCUUUAGGCGCUCUAAGAUCGCCCUCUUUGACAAGAUGUGGCAGUAUAUGAAAUCAGCAGAACCCUCAGUUUUUGUUAAGAAAACUCCAGAGGGGGUUUUGCGUGUCCGCAAGUCCAAAGGGAAGUAUGCCUACCUGCUGGAAUCGACCAUGAAUGAAUACAUUGAACAGAGGAAGCCAUGUGAUACCAUGAAAGUGGGGGGAAACCUUGAUUCCAAAGGCUAUGGCAUCGCCACCCCCAAAGGAUCACCAUUAAGAGUGCCAGUAAACCUUGCGGUUUUGAAACUGAAUGAGCAAGGAACCCUAGACAAGAUGAAAAACAAGUGGUGGUACGAUAAAGGAGAAUGUGGCUUCAAGGACUCCACAAGUAAGGAAAAGACGAGUGCUCUGUCCCUCAGUAAUGUUGCUGGAGUGUUCUACAUCCUUGUGGGUGGCCUGGGUCUGGCCAUGAUGGUGGCCCUGGUGGAGUUCUGCUAUAAGAGUCGCACGGAGGCCAAGAAGAUGAAGGUGGCAGCAACCACAUUGUCCUCCCCUCAGCACACACAAAACUACACGCAUACCCUUUCCUCCCCUCAACAUCCCCCUAACUACAACCUGCAGUCUCCUGGUCACCAGCCAAACUACGCCACCUAUAAGGAAGGCUACAACGUCUAUGGCAUCGAGAGCGUCAAGAUCUAAGACGGAUGACAUUUACAGAAGCGAUGCGCUCAAAAGCUCGUCUGUCAAUCACAGGACCGACCAGUGAGAACGGUUGUGUGCCAUCGGCCUACCUCCACCCAGGAUUACCCAUGAGUCUUAGCAUGACCGACCCGUCCUGACCACGUCCUGACCCAGUGCCUUACCGCCAAGCAACAAACUCUUUUUUUCAUCAGACCCCUAUUGAAGAACUGAAACGUGUAUUAUUUUCUCCAUUAACUUAUAAUUAAUUCCAGUGUUUGAUAGUCUUACUCUUUACUCUUUUAUCAUCACCAAAAAGUCACACUUUCACUCAACUAAUCCUCUUUUCCAAGGACUCAUGUCUUCAACAGAUUUGAGAGGUUGAAACGUAUGACAUCUUUUCCCUUUCCUGAAGCGUGUGUGGCAGGCUGCCUCCUAGGACUGCCCAAGAUACACAUUUAACAGAACAGCUGGCCUGGCCAAGGCCUCGUUUGUUUCCACCGUGGAGACAAUAACGAUAAAGCACAGCUGAAGGAUUUUAAGCCAAACAAGCUCGACUGAUUCCAGGAUGUUUUGAAUAAGCAGUGUGUUGGAAGACAUUAGGAACUAUGUGUUGACUUUUUCUGUACAUAUAACAAAAACUACUGUGGUGUCUAGUCAUUUAUGCUUUAAUGCAAAGGCAUAACAAACAAAUUUGCUACCACCAACUACAAAAAACAAGUGCGAACUGAAAAGAGUUGAGAGAAAUAUGUAGAAAAUAUUGAUAUACUGAAAAUGUAGUUCUGUAAGAUGAUGACAAAUUGAAUUAGGGAAAGUCUAAAAGCUAAUAAUUGUUUUUUACUUCAGAAAUCCUAUAUUAGUAGAGAAUUUAAAACCUGACAAAUGCAUGGACUGGCAUAUACUGUAUUUACAAAGUAUCACCCACAAAUGCAAAUGGUCAGUUCUGAAUGAACUGGAUGAGGUGCCAAACCAAUGACUGUCUGUUCCAUUUUCCUUGUGAGAAUAACAGCAGUUUAUAAUUUAAACUGAGCCAAUUGGAACUUUUAAUGCUGUGAGGUACCCAUAUUUAAAACAAUUUAAAAAACAUCCUUUUUUAUAAAUACACUGCACUAAUAAAGACAAUGCUAUUGAUGAGCAGAAUGAUGAUGAAUUUAAAAUAAUGGUAUUUGAGUGAAAAGAUGAUAGGGAUGAAAAUGGAAAAAAAAGAAUUGCAUGUUACUUGCCUAAUUUAGCCUUUUGUUGAAGAUUAACAUAUCAGCCAUUAAGCUGUACGCUUGGCUGUAUUUUACUGUUUAAUAGUAAGUAUAUUAACAAUGUUAAUUACAUGUUGACAUGGAAGACAAUGUUAUUUAUAUAGUGUACGACUACCACUGUCAUUUUGGAUUGUGGACUUAUAUUUAUCAUAAACAGAAAUUUGAUGUUAAUUUGUUUUCUUCUCAAAUAGGUAUUAAAACGAAUUCUGAGAUUAACUCAUUGUUAACCAUUGGGUAUACCUCAUAAGGACGGCUGUUUCAUGUAUUAACCAUAAUUUCACAAAUACAUGUAAAGGAAAUACCACAUUGAAAAAAGCUAGUUUCAAAGAAAACCGUUUCGUUUUUAGAUGUUUUUUAUUUAAUAUUAUAUUAUUUCUGAUCUAGCCAUUAACUUUCAUUGUUUUGUUUGUUUUGAAAGAUGUCUUUGUAUUUGAAACACAUACAUAGAACUCUGCGUGUCUCUGUGACAUAAACUGAUACAUUUUCCUACAAUAACUUUAACAAACAGACGUGUUCGCUUUUUUACCUUGGAUUUAAAAAAAAACAUUAAGACAUUUAUAGGCAUCCAUUCUCAUGGAUCAUUUCAGAAGAAAAUGUGCCAACGGAGAGAUAUCCUUUGUAAUAUAGUUCAGUUGAGUAAACAUUUAAAAAAUGUUCCGGUUAUCAUUACAUAAUACUAAUGAUAAUAAGUGAAAACUGUACAACUUUGUCAAUGUUAAAUCCCAGGUUAUUCUCAUUAUGUGAGAUGGAAAAAUGAAUUAAAUAAAGAUUAGUCAGGUUAAGAAAUAAGGUGAAAACUUAAUUUUUUUAAUCAUUUAAUGAUUCAAAAUGGUCAGGUUCCAAACAAAAGAUACUGUUAAAAAUCCACAUGAUCAAAACCCAAGAAGGUUAAAAUAGAAAUCUAAAAAUGAUCUUUUGGAAUCUCAAAGAGGCACAGAUUACAUAAUAUCCCCAUAAAUCGAAUGUGCUAUGGAAAGAUAGAAUGUUUCUUCAUAUCCAUAAUCAACAUUUAAAAGAAACGAAAUACUAAAAUCAAACCACAUAACUCAAUAGUAAGGUAUUAGGACAUAUUUUUUUGUGAUAGGAUAUCAAUAACCAAUUCAUUUAUUGUAGUUGUGGUCUUCAAAUAACCUGAGAUUCCUUAAUUCUUAAUGUUUGCAAAUGUUUUACACUGUGCCAUACAUCUUUUUCUCAAUGAUGGCUUAGUGCAAAAAGCUUAAAGGCAAGCUUACCAACCUUUAUUUAGAUCAUAUUUUGAGAUAAUUAGUGCUGAUCAGUCUACAAAGAACCCAGAAACAAUGUAAUUGAUCUGAAUAUAAGAAAUCAAAUAUGGGUAAUCAUAUAAUGUAAAGUCAUCUGUCUAAAUGCCAAACCGGGGACUAUAAUAACAAAUUGAUUAGUGGCAUUAUCAAAUGAUGAUUAUUUAAUGAUCAAGUAUUAACUUUGUUGUUGAUAUUAUAAUAUGCUAAAUAAUAACAUCUUUCUGAUCAUUAUGUCUUUAAAAGGGACAUUUUAUACAAAAUUCUGUGUUAUGUUUUCCCAGUUGCUCACCAUUUCUUGGCUGUAUGAAUGCAGAAAAAAAACAGUAUUACAUAAAAUGUAAUCACAUUGAGUCUAUAAUGCAUGGAUGCUUAAUGUAUUGCCUAUAUUUUAAGCCCAGCUAUAGAAAAAUAAAAACAUUAAUUUAUAGAUAGGCCUUUCUACUUUGAUUCACUAAAGUUGCCAUAGGUUAGAAAUAAUCAGGUUUAUUAAAAGUUUUGUUUCAUUGGAAACAUUUGCAUUGUUUUAAUUCAUUUGUAUAUUCAACCAUAACAUAACAACAUCAACAUAAAUGUAAUAUUUGCAAUUAUUUAAAAGUUAUAUAGUUUGGAAUGACUGCAUAUGUAUGUGUGACUGACUGCUACGAUUUUUAAGAUGUUUUGCAAAUAAAGUUCAAGUAGAACCCUCUACUUGUUCAUUAGAUAUAUAAAGGCAUUGCAAGUAUUUAAGUUAUGUACAAUCUUUUUUGAAAAAUAUUUGUUUUAAGUAAGCCUUCUUCUGUCAUUUUCCCAUUUAUAAUCGAAUCCUUCAACAUUCAAAAAUACCUUUCUUUGUGACCUGGUCUAAAUCCAAUCAAGAUUUUUUUCGUUCAAAUUCAAUAAAAAUGUCUGCAUUCUGGUCGUUUCAUACAUGUUGUGAUGCACUUGGACACUAUAUGGAGGCUAUUUAUAUAUUCAGAAUAAAAUUGAGUUGCAUAUUG